UGAGAGAGUCUCUACCCGAAGAAGCAGCAGCGAACUGAAAACUCAUAGCCAACGAUAAGAAAACGAAAACCCUAACGGCAACCCCCAAGGCGGCGCUCGGAUCGAAGACGGUGACACGAGAUGUAUCUCUACAGCUUAACCCUCCAGCAGGCGACGGGAAUCACCUGCGCGAUCAACGGCAACUUCUCCGGCGGAAAGGCGCAGGAGAUCGCCGUCGCUCGCGGCAAGAUCCUCGAUCUCCUCCGCCCCGACGAGAACGGUAAAAUCCAAACGAUUCACUCCGUCGAAGUCUUCGGCGCGAUCAGAUCCCUAGCUCAGUUUAGGUUAACCGGCGGCCAGAAGGAUUACAUAGUCGUAGGGUCGGAUUCGGGUAGGAUAGUGAUCUUAGAGUACAAUAAGGAGAAGAACGUUUUCGAUAAGGUUCAUCAGGAGACGUUUGGGAAGUCGGGGUGUAGGAGGAUAGUCCCUGGGCAGUACUUGGCGGUUGAUCCCAAGGGGAGGGCUGUGAUGGUUGGAGCGUGUGAGAAGCAGAAGCUUGUGUAUGUGUUGAAUAGAGAUACAGCUGCUAGGUUGACUAUUUCGUCUCCCUUGGAGGCUCAUAAGUCUCAUACGAUUUGUUACUCUGUGUGUGGUGUGGACUGCGGGUUUGAUAAUCCUGUGUUUGCGGCUGUUGAGCUUGAUUACUCUGAGGCGGAUCAGGAUCCGACGGGGCAGGCGUCUAGUGAGGCUCAGAAGCAUUUGACUUUCUACGAGCUUGAUUUGGGGUUGAACCAUGUUUCUAGGAAGUGGUCUGAGCCUGUUGAUAAUGGUGCGAAUAUGCUUGUGACUGUUCCUGGAGGAGCUGAUGGGCCGAGUGGGGUUUUGGUUUGUGCUGAGAAUUUCGUUAUUUAUAAGAACCAGGGUCAUGCGGAUGUGAGGGCUGUGAUUCCGAGGAGAGCUGAUUUGCCUGCUGAGAGAGGGGUGUUGGUGGUUUCUGCUGCUAUGCACAAGCAGAAGACGACUUUCUUCUUUCUUCUCCAGACCGAGUAUGGUGAUGUUUUCAAGGCUACUUUGGAUCAUGAUGGGGAUCAUGUGUCUGAGUUGAAGAUCAAGUAUUUUGACACUAUUCCUGUCGCUGCGUCCAUAUGUGUGUUGAAGCUGGGGUUUCUUUUCGCUGCUUCGGAGUUUGGGAACCAUGGUUUGUAUCAGUUUCAGGCGAUAGGGGAUGAGCCCGACGUGGAGUCUUCUUCCUCUAAUCUGAUGGAGACUGAAGAUGGGUUUCAACCUGUUUUUUUUCAGCCGAGAAGACUUAAGAACCUUGUUAGGAUUGACCAAGUCGAGAGUCUGAUGCCGCUCAUGGACAUGAAAGUCCUUAACCUUUUUGAGGAAGAAACCCCUCAGAUCUUUUCACUCUGUGGACGGGGUCCGCGAUCUUCUCUGAGGAUACUGAGGCCUGGUUUAGCCAUCAGCGAGAUGGCCGUCUCUCAGCUUCCGGGUCAGCCAAGUGCGGUGUGGACGGUGAAGAAGAAUGUGAGUGAUGAGUUUGAUGCGUAUAUCGUUGUCUCCUUCACCAAUGCUACCCUGGUUCUUUCAAUUGGUGAAACAGUCGAAGAAGUCAACGACAGUGGGUUUCUUGAUACCACCCCUUCCCUGGCCGUGUCUCUGAUUGGUGAUGAUUCGCUCAUGCAAGUCCAUCCCAAUGGUAUCCGCCACAUAAGGGAAGAUGGGCGUAUUAAUGAAUGGAGAACUCCUGGCAAGAGGUCGAUUGUCAAAGUUGGAUAUAACCGGCUUCAAGUGGUGAUUGCGUUGAGUGGUGGAGAGCUCAUUUAUUUUGAGGCAGAUAUGACUGGUCAGCUGAUGGAGGUGGAGAAACAUGAAAUGUCUGGAGAUGUGGCCUGCCUGGACAUUGCGCCUGUUCCUGAAGGAAGACAAAGAUCCCGUUUCCUUGCUGUGGGAUCCUAUGAUAAUACAGUGCGUAUUCUGUCUCUGGACCCAGAUGACUGUCUGCAGAUUCUCAGCGUGCAGAGUGUCUCUUCCGCUCCAGAGUCUUUGCUGUUCCUCGAAGUUCAAGCAUCAAUUGGUGGGGAUGAUGGUGCUGAUCACCCGGCUAGCCUCUUCCUUAACUCUGGUCUGCAGAACGGUGUUUUGUUCAGAACAGUGGUUGAUAUGGUGACUGGUCAGCUUUCUGAUUCUCGUUCUCGGUUCUUGGGGCUGAAGCCACCCAAGUUAUUCGCCAUUUCUGUGAGAGGUCGGUCUGCGAUGCUGUGUUUGUCUAGUCGACCUUGGCUUGGUUAUAUACAUCGGGGACACUUCCACUUGACGCCUCUCUCUUACGAGACUUUGGAAUUUGCUGCCCCUUUUUCAUCUGAUCAAUGUGCUGAAGGUGUUGUCUCUGUUGCCGGGGAUGCUCUCAGGAUUUUCAUGUUUGAUCGUCUUGGGGAAACGUUCAACGAAACCAUGGUUCCUCUGAGGUACACGCCUAGAAAGUUUGUUGUACAUCCCAAGAAGAAGCUGCUGGUUAUCGUUGAGAGUGACCAAGGAGCAUUUACCGCAGAAGAGCGUGAAGCGGCAAGAAAGGAAUGCUUCCAGGCCGGUGGAGCAGGAGAAAAUGGUAAUGGCAGCGCAGAUCAGAUGGAGAAUGGUGGGGACGAUGAGGAUAAGGAAGACCCACUCUGUGAUGAGCAGUAUGGUUAUCCCAAAGCAGAGUCAGAAAAGUGGGUCUCUUGCAUCAGAGUUGUUGACCCUAAGACAGCUGAUACAACUUGUCUACUGGAACUUCAAGACAACGAAGCUGCUUACAGUGUCUGUACAGUGAAUUUCCACGAUAAAGAGUAUGGUACUUUGCUGGCUGUUGGCACAGUCAAAGGGAUGCAGUUCUGGCCCAAGAAGAGACUAGUGGCUGGGUUCAUACAUAUUUAUAGGUUUGUGGAGGAAGGGAGAAAACUUGAGCUGCUUCAUAAGACUCAAGUAGAAGGUGUUCCUCUUGCAUUAUGCCAGUUCCAGGGAAGACUGCUGGCAGGAAUCGGACCUGUGCUUAGGUUGUAUGACUUGGGAAAAAAGAGACUGCUUAGGAAAUGUGAAAACAAGCUCUUCCCAAACACCAUCAUCUCUAUCCAAACUUACCGUGACCGUAUCUACGUUGGAGACAUUCAAGAGUCAUUCCAUUACUGCAAGUACAGGCGCGAUGAGAAUCAGUUAUACAUAUUUGCCGAUGACUGUGUGCCGAGAUGGCUGACAGCAUCGCACCAUGUGGAUUUCGACACCAUGGCAGGUGCAGACAAGUUUGGGAAUAUCUACUUUGUGAGGCUGCCUCAGGAUGUGUCGGAGGAGAUUGAAGAAGACCCGACAGGCGGGAAGAUCAAGUGGGAGCAAGGAAAGCUUAACGGAGCACCAAACAAAGUGGACGAGAUUGUGCAGUUUCACGUCGGGGACGUUGUGACGUGCUUGCAGAAAGCUUCGAUGAUCCCAGGUGGAUCAGAAUCAAUCAUGUAUGGGACAGUGAUGGGUAGCAUCGGAGCAUUGCAUGCAUUCACAUCCCGUGAUGAUGUUGAUUUCUUCUCUCAUCUGGAGAUGCACAUGAGGCAGGAGUAUCCUCCUCUCUGUGGGAGAGACCAUAUGGCUUACAGAUCUGCCUAUUUUCCAGUCAAGGAUGUGAUAGAUGGAGAUCUCUGCGAGCAGUUUCCAACACUUCCAAUAGAUUUGCAGAGGAAAAUAGCAGAUGAGUUGGAUAGAACACCUGCUGAGAUUCUCAAGAAGCUUGAAGAUGCUAGGAACAAGAUCAUUUAGUUCGUUUGUUUGUAGUGUGCUCUGCCUAGGUGAGAACUGAUGAAUGUUUGUUCUUCUACUGCUGUUACAAUGUGUGAAAUUUUCAAAUUGGUCAUUGUGUAAACCACUAUUUCAGCUUACAACUUGGAUCGUAGCAUACACUUUUUCCACUAUUUGCUAUAUUUUAGUUUGGGUGUA
Messenger RNA from Brassica rapa (field mustard), 3942 nucleotides. Its product is annotated as spliceosome-associated protein 130 A. Gene Ontology annotation, molecular function: protein binding; nucleic acid binding. The record is from RefSeq and is a predicted model, not a curated record. Gene Ontology annotation, cellular component: nucleus. NCBI's taxonomy places the organism in Eukaryota, Viridiplantae, Streptophyta, Magnoliopsida, Brassicales, Brassicaceae.